AUGGCGGACGAGCUCGCCGAGUUGAUAGACUUUCUGUCUGAUAGCAGACCACCUAUCAAGCAGCACGCGGCAGAGCUUGUGCAGGGGCUGACGGGGUCGCCAGAGGGCAUCAGCCAGCUGGCGGCGCGCAGCAGCAAGCUCCUGCCGCCCCUGUUCCGGCUGGUGCCGGGCCCGGAGGCCACCUCUCGCCCCGCCCUGGCGGCGCUCGUCAACUUGUCCCAGGAGCCCACAGUGCAGCAGCAGCUGCUGGACCUCAACGCUGCCGCUCGCUGCAUGGACUACAUGAGGGAGGGGAGCUGCCCGGGGCGCAACGACCUGCUGGUCAUGCUGCUGGCCAACCUGACAUCGCUGGAGGCGGGGGCAGAGGCGCUGCUGCAGGCGCGGGGGCCCGCCGGGGCGGCGGGGCAGGGCCCGCUUGAAGGCCUGCACGUGGCCACGCUGCUCAAACUCUUUCUGGACCCCGUGGCCCCUGGAGAGCAAGAUACGUAUGAGCAUGUGGCCACGGUGCUGCCCAACGUCACGCGCUUCCCCGCGGGAAGGCGCCUGCUGCUGCAGCCGGGCCGCGGCCUGCUGCAGGCGCUGGCCUCCCAGCUGCGGAGCAGCAGCGAGCUGCGGCGGCGCGGCUGCGCUGGCGCCAUCAAGAACUGCUGCUUCACCUGCGAGCAGGACGGCACCGCGGACGACAUUGCGGCGGAGACAGAGGCUGUGGGCACCAUCCUGGAUGUGCUGUGCGGCAUCACCGCCAAGGAGGAGGACGAGGCGGUGCGCGAGGCGCUGGCGGAGGCGGUGCUGUGCGUGGCGCGGCACGGCGGCGCGCGCAAGGCGCUGUGGAAGUGCGACGCGCCCACCACACUGCAGAAGGGAUAUGAGUUUGAGGAGAACCGCACGGUGUGCGCCUGCAUGGAGGCGACAGCAGAGCUGUUCCUGGGGGAUGGCUUUGAGCCCGAGCCCGCCGAUGGGACGCAGCAGCAGGCGGCCGACGGCGAGGCGCCGCCGCCGCAGCAGCAGCAGCCAAACGGCGCCGUGCAGAUAGAGGAGAUUGACUGA
Molecule: messenger RNA, 1047 nt
Organism: Chlorella variabilis
Lineage: Eukaryota; Viridiplantae; Chlorophyta; Trebouxiophyceae; Chlorellales; Chlorellaceae
Exons: 8
Coding region: 1-1047 (348 amino acids)
Source: RefSeq, a predicted model, not a curated record